Molecule: messenger RNA, 1464 nt
Organism: Opisthocomus hoazin
Lineage: Eukaryota; Metazoa; Chordata; Aves; Opisthocomiformes; Opisthocomidae
Source: RefSeq, a predicted model, not a curated record
GCUUUUCCUCUUUGUUUAUGGCAUUGGACAGGCGAAGGCACUGACGGAGUCCUAGCGAGCGAGACGUUUGCCUGUGGAUUUGGGAUUCUACCUUCAGUGCUGAGCAACCCCUGCUUGCCGUUGCCUCCCACAACUCCAGCCCCCUGACAUGGCUGGGCUCUUACGGCUCCAAGCCUUCUGAGCACGCAACCCGCCCUCCUCUGUUAGGGCAUUUUAUGUUGUGUUCACUUCUUCUAUGCACUUCCUUUUUGCUGUCCUUAGAGGUUAGUGUACGAGGCUUUUAAUGCAUGGGAGAUGGGUCAGGACCAGACAAAGCAACAGACAGAGAAAGGACUCCAUCUUUACCAGUCUAAUCAGACCGAAAAGGCCCUGCGAGUCUGGAUGAGGGUUUUGGAGAAGUCUGCGGAUCCUGCUGGCAGGUUUCGGGUUUUGGGUUGCCUCAUCACUGCUCAUGCAGAGAUGGGCAGGUACAAAGAUAUGCUGAAGUUUGCAGUGGUACAGAUUGACACAGCACGGGAGCUGGAAGACCCAGAUUACCUUACAGAGAGCUACCUAAACCUGGCUCGCAGCAACGAGAAACUCUGUGAAUUCCAGAAAACAAUCUCGUACUGUAAGACAUGCCUGAACAUGCAGGGCACCACUGUGAGCCCGCAGCUGAACGGCCAGGUGAGCCUCAGCAUGGGCAAUGCCUUCCUGGGCCUCAGCAUUUUCCAGAAGGCUUUGGAGUGCUUUGAGAAAGCCUUGCGCUACGCACACAACAACGAUGACAAGAUGCUGGAGUGUCGAGUCUGCUGCAGCCUCGGGAACUUCUACGCCCAGAUAAAGGACUACGAGAAAGCCUUGUUCUUCCCAUGUAAAGCGGCUGAGCUGGUGAAUGAUUAUGGAAAGGGCUGGAGCUUGAAGUACCGUGCAAUGAGCCAGUAUCACAUGGCAGUGGCCUAUCGGAAGCUGGGGCGCUUGGCGGAUGCUAUGGACUGCUGUGAGGAGUCCAUGAAGAUUGCCCUGCAGCAUGGUGACCGGCCUCUGCAAGCUCUGUGUCUGCUGUGCUUUGCAGAUAUCCAUCGCAGUCGCAAAGAUGUGCAGACAGCCUUUCCUCGGUAUGAUUCCUCCAUGAGCAUCAUGACAGAGAUUGGAAACCGCCUGGGCCUGAUCCAGGUGCUGCUAGGAGUGACUAAGUGCUGGAUGAUCCAGAAGGAGCUGGACAAGGCUCUGGAGAGCAUUGAAAAGGCACAGGAGCUGGCAGAGGGGCUAGGGAACAAGCUUGGCCUGCUGAAGCUCCACUGCCUGUGUGAAAGGAUCUAUCGCACAAAAGGGCAGCAGCGAGAAUUGCGUGACCACGUAGUGAAGUUCCAUGAGUGCGUGGAGGAGAUGGAGCUGUACUGUGGCAUGUGCGGAGAGUCCAUUGGGGAGAAGAACAACCAGCUCCAGGCGCUGCCUUGCUCCCACUUCUUCCACUUAAAGUAA